ACUCCUCCCAUGAGACUGGUCAGAUCUUCUAGUCGGGGCCUUCGCCGGCUGAUGUUUAAGGAGUGGAUCCACUAUGUCGCUUUACGAUGGCCAGACAUGCGGUGUUCUCUUCUGGGGCCAAAAUAUGGAAAUCUUUGGAGUGCGCAAAGUCAGAGCUGCGACUGGAUCUCACCCUUGCUUGUGGACAAACUUUCCGCUGGAGAGAAACUGCGGAGGGGCAUUGGACUGGGGUCAUUAGGGGGCGUGUGUGGACAUUGACUCAAACAGAAGACACCCUUUGGUACUACGUCUAUAAAAACGAGGGUGGAGCUGGUGGAGAAAACAGAGACCAGAAGAAAGACUCUCAGAAGAUAGAUGAGGAGGAGACACAAUCUGCCACUGCCCAACAGGACGCUGAGGUGGAAGCAGAGAUGCUGAGAGACUACUUCCAGCUGCGUGUGAAGUUGGGGGAUCUAUACAGGGAGUGGGGUGCCGCAGACUGUCACUUCAAGCAAAUUGCAGACAUCUUUACAGGUGUGCGAAUGCUGCGUCAGGACCCCACAGAAUGCCUGUUUUCCUUCAUUUGCACCUCCAACAACCACAUCUCUCGUAUUCAGGGCAUGGUGGAGAGAUUGUGUCAGGCUCUGGGUACCCCUCUCUGCCAGCUGGAUCAAACCUCCUACCAUGACUUCCCUACACUUUCCGCAUUGGCAGACAGAGGUGUAGAGCAACGUCUCAGGGAUCUCGGCUUUGGUUACAGGGCUCGGUUUCUUCAGCAGAGUGCUAAACAGAUCCUGGACACACACGGGCUCCAGUGGCUUGAUGGUUUACGGAACGUCCUGUAUCUGGAGGCCCGUGAUGCUCUUCGGACCCUCCCUGGUGUUGGCACCAAAGUGGCAGACUGUGUUUGUCUGAUGUCUCUGGAUAAGUCCGAGGCCGUACCCGUCGACACACAUGUUUGGCAGAUUGCUAAGCGGGACUAUAAGUACACUGCUGACAAUGGACAAAAGACCCUCACAGAAAAAAUUCACAGAGAUAUUGGAGAUUUUUUCAGAGAGCUGUGGGGACCAUAUGCAGGUUGGGCCCAUUCGGUUUUAUUCUGUGCUGACCUCAAGAAGUUCCAGAACCUCAAAGAAAUGAUACAUUUGAAGCAGUCAAAGAAAAAAGAACUGUGUGAAGGAAACUGCAAGAAGUUUAAAAUAAAAAGAGAGUUUGAUGGACACGAAAAGAAGAAGAAACCCAAGUCAGAACGUCAGAAGAAGGCAAAGAUGUCCAUCAAGACAGAGGAGGUUUGAGUCAAUAAAUCUCUGAUCUGAUCAGAUGAAAGUGAAUGGGAAUUACUGUUUAUAAACUUAAUGGAAAUUGGUUUACUGUUAUCACAUCUUUUUUUUUUUAUCAGCAGGAUUUUACUGUAAAAUUGUCUUGUGCUCUUCUACCAGUUCAGAACUGUAAAAAAAGAGGGUACAGUGUGGAGUGUUUCACAUGAUAAAAAAUAAACAUAGUUAUAUUUUUUUAAAUGA
Girardinichthys multiradiatus is the source of this 1499-nucleotide messenger RNA. It is a transcript of the gene ogg1, whose product is annotated as 8-oxoguanine DNA glycosylase. The record is from RefSeq and is a predicted model, not a curated record. Gene Ontology annotation, molecular function: damaged DNA binding; 8-oxo-7,8-dihydroguanine DNA N-glycosylase activity. Gene Ontology annotation, biological process: base-excision repair, AP site formation; nucleotide-excision repair; base-excision repair. Gene Ontology annotation, cellular component: nucleus. Lineage: Eukaryota; Metazoa; Chordata; Actinopteri; Cyprinodontiformes; Goodeidae. The transcript has 8 exons. Bases 87 to 1274 code for a protein of 395 amino acids.